This is a messenger RNA of Kogia breviceps (pygmy sperm whale), 3973 nucleotides long. RefSeq names its product serine/threonine/tyrosine interacting like 2 (gene STYXL2). Gene Ontology annotation, biological process: negative regulation of MAPK cascade; protein dephosphorylation. Lineage: Eukaryota; Metazoa; Chordata; Mammalia; Artiodactyla; Physeteridae. Gene Ontology annotation, molecular function: protein tyrosine/serine/threonine phosphatase activity; MAP kinase phosphatase activity. Gene Ontology annotation, cellular component: cytoplasm. The record is from RefSeq and is a predicted model, not a curated record.
GGAACACUGGAGAGGGGAGUUCGGUCCCUCUCACUGGUCAGAGCUUCUGGACAUUUUGUCUGGGUCCGUCAGCCCUUGGGUGGCUGCCCCUUGGUGUGGAGAUACAAGCAGAUCAGCGAGGCUGACAGGCUGUCAUGGCAACAAGUGGGGACCCAGAAGAGGAGCAGGUAGUCCCAAGUGAAGAGGAUGAAGCCGAUAUGAGAGCCGUGCAGGCUCGGUACCUCCGGAGCCCCUCCCCCAGCCAGUACUCAGUGGUCUCAGAUGCAGAAACAGAAAGCAUUUUCAUGGAGCCCAUUCACCUCUCCUCAGCUGUUGCAGCUAAACAGAUCAUCAAUGAAGAACUCAAGCCGCGGGGGGUCAAAGCCGAGGCAGAGUGUCCAGGCAUGCUGGAGUCUGCCGAGCAGUUGCUGGUGGAGGACCUGUACAACCGUAUCAGGGAAAAGAUGGAUGACACCAGCCUCUACAACACUCCCUGCAUCCUGGACCUACAGCGGGCCUUGGCCCAAGACCGCCAAGAGGCUCCCUGGAAUGAGGUUGAUGAAGUCUGGCCCAACGUCUUUAUAGCAGAGAAGAGCGUGGCUGUGAAUAAGAGGAGGCUGAAGAGGCUGGGAAUUACCCACAUCCUGAAUGCUGCUCAUGGCACCGGCGUCUACACUGGGCCUGAAUUCUACACUGGUCUGGAGAUCCAGUACCUGGGUGUGGAGGUCGAUGACUUCCCUGAGGUGAACAUCUCCCAGCAUUUCCGGAAGGCAGCCGAGUUCCUGGAUGAAGCCCUGCUGACCUAUAGAGGGAAAGUACUGGUCAGCAGUGAAAUGGGAGUCAGCCGCUCAGCAGUGCUGGUGGUCGCCUACCUGAUGAUCUUCCACAACAUGGCCAUCCUGGAGGCCUUGAUGACCGUGCGCAAGAAGCGGCCCAUCUACCCCAACGACGGCUUCCUGAAGCAGCUCCGGGAGCUCAAUGAGAAGCUGAUGGAGGAGAGAGCAGAGGACUUCGGCAGGGAGGGGGGAGAAGAGGAGGCGGAGGAGGGCGAGGAUGCAGGGAGCACGGUUGGGGCCAGAGUGCACGCCCUCACUGUGGAAGAGGAGGAUGACGCCACCAGUCACCUGAGUAGCUCCUCCUUAGGGAAGGCCAGCCGAGCCUCCAAGCCCCUGACUCUCAUCGAUGAAGAAGAGGAGGAGAAACUCUAUGAGGCGUGGAAGAAGGGGCAGGGUCUCCCCACAGGCAAGGUCCCCCAGGGUGGGGACGACAGGCGCUCAGCCUCCUCCGGCCAGAGUGAGGAGGAGCCUGAGGAUGAGGAUGUGGAGCGAAUCAUCCGGGAGUGGCAGAGCCGAAAUGAGAGGUACCAGGCAGAGGGGUGCCGGAAGUGGGAUAGGGAGGAGGAAGAGGAGGAGGAGGGUGAGGACAGCUCCUUUGUGAGGAGAAGACGGACGCACAAGAUGAGUGAGAGCAGCUCCUCCGAGAGUGUGAGCAGCCAUGACAUCCGGGUCCUGAAGCAGCAGCUGGAGAUGAGCAGCCAGAACCAAGGUGGGAAAUGCCGCUCUGACUCGGUGUCCACGGAGAGCACCUGGGACAUGUGGAACCAGAGGCUACUGGAGAUUGAGAAGGAGGCUUCACGGAGGUACCACUCCAGGAGCAAGAGAGAUGAAGUAGACGCCAGCUCAGAGGUGGGGAACGGGGCACGGGAGGAUGACGAGGAGAGUGUGUCCUCUGAGGCCAGCUCCUUCUAUAACUUCUGCAAAAGGAACAAGGACAAACUCACUGCCCUGGAAAGGUGGAAGAUCAAGAGAAUCCAAUUUGGAUUUCACAAGAAAGACUCGGAAGCAGGAGACGGCAACAGUGAGCAACGUGCAGAGGAGGCCAAGGGAGAGAAGAAGAACCUCUCUGACGUCAACCUAUCUGCCUACCAGGCCUGGAAGCUGAGGCACCAGAAGGUGGGCAGUGAGAACAAGGAGGAGGUGGUGGAGCUCAGCAAGGGAGAAGACUCGGCCUUGGCCAAGAAGAGGCAACGGAGGCUGGAGCUGCUGGAGAGGAGCAGGCAGACGCUGGAGGAGAGCCAGUCCAUGGGAAGCUGGGAGGCAGAUAGCUCGGCUGCCAGCGGGAGCAUCCCCCUGUCUGCAUUCUGGUCCGCAGCCCCCUCAGUCAGUGCUGGUGGGGACACAAUGUCAGUGCUCAGUGCCCAAAGCCACAGGUCCCAUCCCUCUCAGGCCCUAAGCAAUGUAGGGGGAUGCUUGGCCUCUGCCCCCACCACACCUCUACCUAACCUGCCAGUGGGGCCCGGAGACACCAUUUCCAUUGCCAGCAUUCAGAACUGGAUUGUCAACGUAGUCAGCGAAACUCUCACCCAGAAGCAAAAUGAAGGGCUUCUGUUGUCCCACUCACCAUCUGUUGCAAGCAUGAACGUGGCACCAGCAGCCAGCUGCCUGGGGGAUGACCAGGUCUCCAUGCUUAGUGGCCAGAGCAACUCCUCCCUGGGCGGCUGCCUGCUCCCUCAAAGCCAGGCAAGACCCAGCUCCGACAUGCAGUCCAUGCCGUCCACCCACACCACACAGAGCUCAAGAGCUGAAGGUACUGGGAGCAAAGUGAGGGGGACCAGCAAGCCUAUCUGUAGCCUCUUUGCUGACAGUGUUGACCUAAAGGAGCUUGGUCGGAAGGAGAAGGAGAUGCAAACAGAACUGAGGGAGAAGAUGUCUGAGUACAAAAUGGAGAAGCUGGCCUCUGACAACAAACGCAGCUCCCUUUUCAAGAAGAAGAAGGUCAAGGAAGGUGAGGAUGAUGACGUGGGUGAUAGAGAUGAGGACACUGACAGUGCCAUAGGGAGCUUCCGGUAUUCUUCCCGCAGUAAUUCCCAGAAACCUGAAACAGACACCUCCUCCUCCGUGGCUGUCUCUGAUAGUUAUGGAAGUGGCAGCAGAGCUGGCAAAGAGAUGGAUAGCAGUAUUAAUAAGUGGCUCAGUGGCCUUAGGACAGAGGAAAAAUCUCCUCCCCAAAGUGAUUGGUCUGGAAGCUCCAGGGGGAAGUGCACCAGAUCUUCCCUGCACUGGGAGACAGAGUCUAAGUCCUCCAGUUACAAGUUCUCCAAAUCCCGGUCAGAGGAGCAGGACACCUCCUCCUACCGUAAGGCCAAUGGCAACUCCGUAAGAAACACCUCAUGGUUCUCUGCUUCCUCCACCAGGGAGGGCAGAGAGAUGCACACGUUCUCCAGGUCCAUGUUCAGUGAGACCUCAAGCUCCCGAGAGGAAAGCCCGGAGCCCUACUUUUUCCGCCGGACCCCUGAAACCUCUGAAGGGGAAGAGUCCCCAGAACCACAGAGUCCAAAUUGGGCCGGACCCAGGGACUGGGAACAUGUGGAAGAGUCAUCCAAGUCAGAUUUUUCUGAAUUUGGAGCCAAGAGGAAAUUCACCCAGAGCUUCAUGAGGUCUGAAGAAGAGGGAGAGAAGGAGAGGAUGGAAAAGAGAGAGGAAGGGAGGUUUGCUUCAGGGCGGCGGUCCCAGUAUCGGAGAAGCACUGACAGGGAGGAGGAGGAAGAAAUGGACGAUGAAGCCAUCAUUGCUGCCUGGAGACGCCGGCAAGAAGAAACCAGGACUAAGCUGCAGAGAAGGAGGGAGGAUUCAGCUGGGCAAAGUGGAUCUGGGAGAGACUGAGAACACAGGGAUAGGCCAUACGGCUUAGCACAGGGCUCAGGGCAUACAUUGUCCCUCCAUCAAGGGACAAGGUUGUGGAGAGGAUCAUAUGGAGGGGCAGAAGUGAAAUGAAGUGAAAUGAAAGGUACCAGGAAGAAGGGCACUGGAUGUGGUAUAGGGAGGAAGCAGAGAAGGAGGAGAAGAGCCAUAAAUGUAAGGUCCAAAUGAGGGACAAGCUGACACCAUUUUGUUGCCCAAAGUCCUCUAAGCUUUGGUGCUUCACUUAUAUAUUUUAUUUUGUUCAUCACAGACUAGAAAGAUGAGCUUCCAAAGGCACUAUAGUUUGUUGGAGA